This is a messenger RNA of Acanthosepion pharaonis, 1617 nucleotides long. The record is from the annotation of a GenBank genome assembly. Lineage: Eukaryota; Metazoa; Mollusca; Cephalopoda; Sepiida; Sepiidae.
AUGGGAGGCCGAGAUAGAGAAAUGGACAUUUGGAAACAACUUCCAGAUGUUAUAUUUAUUUCUCUGGCAGUAGAGAAGGCAUCGGGCUUUUCAUUCAUCUAUCUAUCUAUCUAUCUAUCUAUCUAUCUAUCUAUCUAUCUAUCUAACAGUCUAUCCGAUCUAUCUAACUCAGUCUAUUUAUAUCUAUCUAUCUAUCUAUCUAUCUCUCUAUCUAUCUAUUUUUCACUAUAUAUAUCUAUCUACAUUAAAUCUAUCUAUCUAUCUAUCUAUCUAUCUGUUCAUUAUCUGAGUCUUAUAAUCUAUCUCAGUCUGACAAUCUAUCUAUCAAGCUAUCUAUCUCUUCUAUCUUCUAUCUAUCAGUGUCUAUCUAUCUAUAUAUAUUAUCUAUUCUUUUCAUUUAUCUUUUGUCUGUUAAAUCUAUCUAUCUAUCUAAAUCUAUCAUAUCAAAUAUCUAUCUCAUCUAUAAAACCAUCUAUCUAUCUAUCUAUCUAUCUAUCUAUCUAUCUAUCUAUCUUCUGCUAUCUAUCUAUCAAGCUAUCUAUCUCUGUAUAUUAUCUGAUUCUUUUCAUCUAUCUCUGUCUGCUAUCUAUCUAUCUAUCUAUCUAUCUAUCUAUCUAUCUCAGUCUCUUCAUCUAUCUAUCUAUCUAUCUAUCUAUCAAUCUAUCUAUCUAUCUAUUCUGCUAUCUAUCUAUCAAGCUAUCUAUCUCUGUAUAUUAUCUGAUUCUUUUCAUCUAUCUCUGUCUGAUAUCUAUCUAUCUAUCUAUCUAUCUAUCUAUCUAUCUCAGUCUCUUCAUCUAUCUAUCUAUCUAUCUAUCUAUCUGUUCAUUAUCUGAGUCUUAUAAUCUAUCUCAGUCUGCUAUCUAUCUAUCAUAUAUCUAUCUCUGUAUAUUAUCUGAUUCUUUCAUCUAUCUCUGUCUGCUAUCUAUCUAUCUAUCUAUCUAUCUAUUCCAUCUAUCUAUCUAUCUCAGUCUCUUCAUCUAUCUAUCUAAAUCUAUCUAUCUAUCAUCUAUCUAUUCAUCUAUCUAUCUAGUCACUUCUAUCUAUCUAUCUAUCUAUCUAUCUAUCUAUCUAUUUUUCAUUAUUUGGAUCCUUAUAAUCUAUCUCAGUCUGCUAUCUAUCUAUAUAUCUAUCUAUCUCUGUAUAUUAUCUGAUUCUUUUCAUCUAUCUCAUCUAUCUAUCUAUCUAUCUAUCUAUCUAUCUAUCAAUCUAUCUAUCUAUUUUUCAGAAUCUAUCUAUAAAUCUAUCUAUCUAUCUAUCUAUCUAUCUAUCUGUUCAUUAUCUGAGUCUUAUAAUCUAUCUCAGUCUGCUAUCUAUCUAUCAAUUCUAUCAUAUCUCUUAUAUUAUCUGAUUCUUUUCAUCUAUCUCUGUCUAUCUAUCUAUCUAUCUAUCUAUCUAUCUAUCUAUCUCAGUCUCUUCAUCAUCUAUUUCAUCUAUCUAUCUAUUCUAUCUAUCUAUCUAUCUAUCUAUCUCUAUCUAUCUCUGUAUAUUAUCCUGAUUCUUUUCAUCUAUCUAUUAUUCUAUUCAUCUAUCUAUCUAUCUAUCUAUCUAUCUAUCUAUCUAUCUCAUUCAUCUAUCUAUCUAUCUAUCUAUCUAUCUAUCUAUCUGUUCAUUAUCUGA